This is a messenger RNA of Engraulis encrasicolus (European anchovy), 4155 nucleotides long. RefSeq names its product zinc finger protein 235. Gene Ontology annotation, molecular function: RNA polymerase II cis-regulatory region sequence-specific DNA binding; DNA-binding transcription factor activity, RNA polymerase II-specific. NCBI's taxonomy places the organism in Eukaryota, Metazoa, Chordata, Actinopteri, Clupeiformes, Engraulidae. The record is from RefSeq and is a predicted model, not a curated record. Gene Ontology annotation, biological process: regulation of transcription by RNA polymerase II. The transcript has 8 exons. Bases 22 to 2604 code for a protein of 860 amino acids.
UACUGAGGCAGCGGCAAAGACAUGACGACUUUCGUACCAUUCCAAACCCAGUUAGUAUCCAUAAUGGAUACACUGGCGAAAACGGCAGUAUUCGAGAUUUGUAAACUUGUCGACAUCGAAUCGAGGGGUCUAAAGCAGGAAAUUUCUCGGAGUCAAAGAGAAAUUGUCUCCCUGAAAAACAAACUGCACAGGAUGCAGAAUCUCAUCUGGACCGCCGGAGAACGCGAGCGCAAUGCCACAUGUGAAGACCGCGUCAGAACAACACAGGAGCAAGCGCCAAAAGAUCAAAACCCACUCCAGCACACCACAGAUAUUCCACACAUAAAGAGGGAGCCUUCAGAUGAAACCCCAGUCAGCCAAAUUUUGGAUGAUUUUCAAGUUGGCAAUGAACAGUCCUCAGAUACACAUGAAAUCACCCCCAUCAAGGAGGAGCAGCUGGAAGUGAAACUGUGUAACAGCAAUCCCUCAGAAAUGUUGAGCAGCUGUGAAGAUGAUAUGGGUUUGGGUAGUGACGAACAUGUGAGGACUCUUUUGACUGACAAAGAGGACGGUGAUGAAGGGGCCAGUGACUCAGCACCACCAGCUCUGCUCACCACCACCACAACUACAGUCAGACUAGUAUCAGACCUCUCCCGAACUUUACAGCCAGACACACACAAUGGUGAGACAUUUACCGAACCACACCAAACAACUCCCAAGAGAAACGGACCUUCGCUCUUCCAGCACAACAGACGGACAUUCGGGUCUCUGACCACGUCACAAAGGCCCGGCCUGACAACGAGCGCUCAGUGGAGCGGUGACCAAGGGCCAGACACCACACAAAACGGCGAGACGUCAACUGAGCCACACCACCACCAAACAACCCCCAAGAAAGCAGCUCCUUCUUCGCUCUUCCAGCCCAACACGCGGACAUUCGGUUCUUUCCCCGUGUCGCAAAAGCCCGGCCUAGCGGCGAGGGCUACGUGGAGCGGCAGCAGCAGCGGUGACCAGCGACUAUCAGGCGACCGCCGCUUCAUCUGCAACUACUGCAGCAAGCGUUUCCGCUGUAUCAGCCAGCUGGAGACACACCAGCGCAGCCACACGGGGGAGAAACCGUUUCACUGCACGCUGUGUGGGAAGCGCUACGCCCAGAAGGGCCACCUCUACAUCCACCAGAGGACUCACACGGGAGAAAAGCCUUACCGGUGCCUGACGUGCGGCAAGGGCUUCAUUCAGAAGUGCACGCUGGACAUGCACCAGCGCACUCACACUGGGGAGAAACCUUUCCGAUGCCUGCGGUGUGGGAAGGGUUUCACCAAGAAGUGUAACCUGAAGAAGCACCAGGCCAGUCACAUGGAGCUCGGCGGUGCAGGAGACUGCUGGGGCCCAUAUAUCGUUGAAUUUGUGGUGUCCCGGGGACGUACAGCACUCCGUACAAUGGAUACAUUGAUGGUAAAUGGAAUUAAUUUACAGACGCAGCUAAGUUCGAUCAUGGAUGUGCUAGCUAAAACUGCCGUCACUGAAAUAGGCAAAGUCAUCAAUGAGUGCGCGAUGGUCUUGCGCUUGGAGAUAUCUCAGCGCACAAAUGAGAACGACUCUCUGAGAAAACGGUGCGAAUUGUUAGAGCACCAAUUGAGAGCUGUGCGCAAUGGCGGUGGAGGGGGUGCGCAAAGGGCUGGAACGCCAAAGACCCCAGCCACCAACAGGGAAGAAUUCUUUGGUGAAGUCAGGCCCAUGUCAGGUGCCCAUGAUCCGUCCAUAGAGAACGUAUUCGGGAAGGAAUGGUGUAUGAAUUUAUGGAAAGAUGAAACUCCUCAGAUGGGCAAGAACAACACGCAGCUGGGUGCAUCACUUCUGCACGACGAAGCAAUAGACCUGGUGGAUGAUGAACCAGAUAUGAUCCUAAUCAAAGAGGAGGCUUUUGAAGAUUGCCAAGUGGACAGCCUUCACAACCUCCCAAGAAAUAAUAAAAGACCUUCUGCCUGCAGUAAGGAUGUUGGCCAGAGACUAACGGGCACAUCAUCUCAGCCGUGUGAAGCAGACUACAUGACCUACCCUUCCUCCACUGACGACCAGGAGCAGCCCAACCUCCUCUUCCGCUCCCCCGGGAACGUCCCCGAGAGCGGCCACAUCGCCGGUGGCGACGCAACAGACUCUCCACUGGGCUCCGAGGACUACCCGGGCUUUUAUCCCGGCAACAGUAACUUUGGCAACGCCAACAGCAACGGGGGCAACUUCAGCGGAGUCGCUCAGAACCAAAGGGGGGGUAUCAACAACACUAACAAUGCCGGGGACAAAAAAUUCAGCUGCGUGUUUUGCGGCAAAAGUUUCAACUACCUGAGCUACCUCAAAGUGCACGUGCGGCGGCACUCCGGCGAGAAGCCGUUUGGCUGCAACGUGUGCGGCAAACGCUUUGCGCAGAAGACCUACCUCAAGCUGCACGAGCGCACCCACUCGGGGGAGAAACCAUACACCUGCAUGGAGUGCGGCAAGAGCUUCUCGCAGAAGAGCUCGCUCAACGUACACCUGCGCAGCCACACAGGGGAAAAACCAUACAGCUGCCUCGAAUGCGGAAAGAGCUACGCCUAUAAACACGGCUUCAACACCCAUCAGUGUGUGGGCUAGGCCUAGGGAAAGGGGCAGGGAAGCUGACAGGGGGUAGUCAAAGGGGUCAGUUGUCCUGGGCCUAGGGAGGGUGUGGCAGUAUUGAGUUCUGAUUACAUUGUAUAUGUGGGGAUGGCUUUCAUUUGGUUUUGUCCCAGGCCCAACCAACCAGCCAACACUGUCAGCGGCAACUGCCGUCAUUGGGCAAACUAGCAAGUCAUCAGUUGUUACAUUAAGUAGUCCCACAGAAUCUCAGGGGUAUGUUUGAGAGGGCACAGGCCAAGGGGAUACUCAGAACAGAGAAGGGAUUGCAGGUUUUUGUUUUGUUUUACAAUAGCAAGAAAUGUAUUUUAAGGGAGCCUACAAACGUUACACUGACACUGGUUCCAGAACCCCAGUGCCAUAUUCAGUUGAUCAAAGGACAGUUCUAGAUGAAGAGGGUUCUGCAUAGAAAAUUCUCUGUUAAAGGUGCACUGUGUAAUAUUUUUGCUGUUUCUUAGCAGAAUUCAUGCUGCCCAUUCAUUGAUGUUACCUUUUUCAUGAAUACUUACCACCACCAUCAAAUUUUGUUAAGUAUGCAUUAUGACUGGGAAAAUUGCACUUUUCAUACAUGAAAAGGGGGAUCUUCUCCAUGGUCCGCCAUUUUGAAUUUCCAGAAAUAGGCAUUUUUAGCUGCAAAACUCACUAUACUUUGGUCAUACUAAUAUGAUUUAGUAAAUAUUCAUUUAAAAAAAUCAAAUUUGGCAGUAGGCAGCACAGUUUCAAUGAGCAGCGUAGUUGCAAUGCCUAUUCUGGACACAAUCUUACACAGUGCACCUUUAACCCUGCUUCCAACCCACUUUCCAAUAUGCAGAUGAAAGAAACAUGUAGCAAUUCUAUAGUGCUUCCUCAAAUGUGACUCAAAAGACAUGUCCUUUAUCCAUAUUACAAUUGAUGAGCGUAACUGUCUGUGUCAGAAGGACUGCACUUGUGUGAGGUACAAACACUCUUAUACUCUUACACUAUUAUGGGGUUGGGAAAAGUGCAUGUUAUUUAAAAUCAGAUUAAUCUUGUGGCAUUGCCUAAUUGUUCAGUGUUCAGGUUUUUUGAGUCGGUGAGUCACUGGUUUUAUGUUACUAACAUGUAAGGAUUCGAAAGGCUUUGAAAUGUUCUACCUUUGCGCUGUCUUUCUGGAGGGCCACUUGUAAAGGUUUACGUCUUGAAAUUGUCCAACUCUUCAAAUCUGAUUUGUUUUAAGAAGCCCAGCUAUUGUUGUCAAUAAAGGUUCACUGAUAUGGGCGGGGUCAUAUUCCAGAUGGUGAAAAUUAAACUGAAAAAAUGUGGAAUAGAUCUUGUCUCCAGUAACACCUACGUACACUGGCCUACACAUACAUGUCUGUGAAGAACAAUGGUAACCAAUUUUGAUAUAGGGUUGGCCAUUGUCGUAUUGAAUGGCAUUCUGAGUUCUGUGGGGGCAAAUACUUCCAACAACAAAAACACAGACGGAUGAAGAAUUUGUCACUUGAGUAUGUGCCAUGUUGCAGGUAUCCACAAGAGUUUACAAAGUUGCUGAAAUAAACCAUGUUAACCUGA